Molecule: messenger RNA, 1245 nt
Organism: Trametes versicolor FP-101664 SS1
Lineage: Eukaryota; Fungi; Basidiomycota; Agaricomycetes; Polyporales; Polyporaceae
Product: guanine nucleotide binding protein beta subunit
Exons: 5
Coding region: 43-981 (312 amino acids)
Biological process (GO): rescue of stalled cytosolic ribosome; positive regulation of protein phosphorylation
Cellular component (GO): nucleus; cytosol
Molecular function (GO): protein kinase C binding; ribosome binding; translation regulator activity
Source: RefSeq, a predicted model, not a curated record
CGACACCGACGCCGACGACGUGAGCACCACCCGCCCGACACCAUGGAAUCCCUCCGCUACCUUGGCUCGAUGGCCGGCCACAAGGGCUGGGUCACCGCCAUUGCCACGUCCUCCGAAAACCCCGACAUGAUCCUCACGGCGUCCCGGGACAAGACCAUCAUCGUCUGGCAGCUCACCCGUGACGAGGACCAGUACGGGUACCCCAAGCGCAUUCUCCACGGCCACAACCACUUCGUUUCGGACGUCGUCAUCUCCUCCGACGGCCAGUUCGCGCUCUCCUCCUCUUGGGACCACACGCUGCGCCUGUGGGAUCUUAACACCGGCCUGACCACCCGCCGCUUCGUUGGCCACACGUCGGACGUCCUCUCCGUCAGCUUCUCUGCAGACAACAGGCAAAUCGUUUCCGGCUCUCGCGACCGGACGAUCAAGCUCUGGAACACUCUUGGCGAGUGCAAGUACGACAUCAAGGAUGAUGGCCACACUGAGUGGGUGUCGUGCGUCCGCUUCAGCCCCAACGUCUUGAACCCCGUCAUUGUCUCCUGCGGUUGGGACAAGGUCGUCAAGGUUUGGGAGCUCUCGAAGUUCAAGCUGAAGACCAACCACUACGGUCACACCGGCUACAUCAACACCAUCUCCGUCUCCCCCGAUGGUUCGCUCGCGGCUUCCGGCGGAAAGGAUGGCAUCACCAUGCUCUGGGACCUGAACGAGGGCAAGCACCUCUACUCGCUCGAGGCCGGCGACAUUGUCAACGCUCUCGUGUUCUCGCCCAACCGUUACUGGUUGUGCGCGGCGACCGCGUCCUGCAUCAAGAUCUUCGAUCUUGAGAGCAAGUCGAUCGUCGAUGAGCUCAAGCCCGACUUCGCGCAAAGCUCGAAGGCGCGCGAGCCGGAGUGUGUCUCCAUCGCGUGGUCCGCCGACGGCCAGACCCUCUUCGGUGGCUUCACGGACGACCUCGUCCGUGUCUGGACCGUCGUGUCAUAAACCGUAUGACAGGUUCUUUUUCCUCCAUGCCACACCUCGUUGCACACAGAAAAGUGCAUGGCGCACUGUACUAGGUAGCGGGUCGCGAGAGGCGGGUUUAUGUGUACGCUCGUCGGGAUGUGUGUUUUCUUCGCGCUUUACUGCAUGUAGCUCAAAAUCUAAGCUUUGCUUUGCACACGCUGCCGACGACAUCUUCGAGAUCGAGGAGUGACUGCAGAGCUGUGUGUACGCGUUGUAGCUGUUGUAUAGAGCUUUCCUACUCCC